AUGGCUAUAAGCCAUUAUUUGCCUAAUAAGUCACAAAGAUCAAAACGUCCAAUUCCGAUGCCAACAAGCAUCCCGAGGAUUGAUUCUCCCAUGCCCGUGAUUCCUCAUCAAAAGGUCUCUUCCAACUCUACUGCUGAUGCUGAUUAUGUGGAACGUUUCAACCCCAACGUCCUGAAGGAUUCUGCCCUCUCCACGCACAAACCCAUCGAGGUGAAAGGCCCCGGGGGCAAAGCCACCAUCAUUCAUGCACAAUAUAACACCCCCAUCAGCAUGUAUUCUCAAGAUGCUAUCAUGGAUGCCAUUGCAGGCCAAGCUCAGGCCCAGGGUGGUGAACUUGCUGGUAACCUUCCUGUUAAAGACCCUCAUGUAGACAGUGCCUCUCCAGUCUAUCAGGCUGUGCUUAAAAACCAAAACAAGUCUGAAGAUGAGCUGGAUGAUUGGAGCCGCCGAUCUUCCAACUUGCAGUCAAAGUCCUUCCGAGUCCUUGCUCAGAUGACAGGAACUGAGUACAUGCAAGAUCCAGAUGAGGAUGCCUUGAGAAGAUCAAGGGAGAGGUUUGAAACGGAGCGUAACGGCCCACGUUUUGCCAAACUGCGCAACUGGCAUCACGGCCUCUCUGCGCAAAUCCUUAAUGUCAAGGGUUAACUGUCCUGUGGCUAAAGUGCCCAGCUGGAAGAGGAA
Molecule: messenger RNA, 681 nt
Organism: Thamnophis sirtalis
Lineage: Eukaryota; Metazoa; Chordata; Lepidosauria; Squamata; Natricidae
Source: RefSeq, a predicted model, not a curated record